Paralichthys olivaceus (Japanese flounder) is the source of this 1056-nucleotide messenger RNA. The record is from RefSeq and is a predicted model, not a curated record. Lineage: Eukaryota; Metazoa; Chordata; Actinopteri; Pleuronectiformes; Paralichthyidae.
GCGCCGAUCCGGUCGAGUGACUCUAUCUGUGCUCUGCCGCAGCGCCUGGCUCCCUAGCACAUGGCUGAGCUGCUCGACAGGCGGAAGAGUUUCCAAGGAGCUGAUUCAGAUUGAGAAACACACGAGGCCCUGGUUCAUCAGAGAAACACACAAGGAGGAAAAAUGUCGCAGUUACAGGCGAGGUUCUUCACAAAGGACAAGAGGUUUGCUGUGGAUGAUGUUCCCUUCUCCAUCCCUGCUGCCUCUGAGGUGGAAGACCUCAGCAACGUUAUCAACAAGCUGCUGUUGGCUAAAAAUGCAUCCCACAACAAAGUGGAUUUCGACUUCCUGGUCAGGGGUCAGUUCCUGCGGACGUCGCUGUCCUUUCACAUGGACACAGAAGGCAUAUCAACAGAAGAAGUGGUGGAGAUCGAGUAUGUGGAGCGGAUCACAGCCCCAGAACCUGAGGAGUGUAUAAUGCACGAUGACUGGAUUAGCUCCCUCCAUGCAGAUACUGAAUGGAUCCUAACAGGGUCAUACGACAAGACAGCCAGGAUCUGGUCUGUGGAAGGCAAGGCGAUGACAACGGUGGCAGGACACACAGAUGUAGUCAAAGAUGUAGCCUGGGUUAAAAGAGAUGGUUUGACCUCUCUGCUUCUGACGGCCUCUAUGGACCAAACCAUCCUGAUGUGGGAGUGGAACUCGGAGAAGAACAAGGUGAAAGCCAGACACUGCUGUCGGGGACACACGGGGAGCGUUGACACUGUCGCCACAGACCCCACUGCCUCAAAGUUCUGCAGCGGCUCCUGGGACAAAAUGUUGAAAAUCUGGUCAGCAGUGCCCACAGAUGAGGCAGACGAUGUCGAAGAACCCGCUGACAGACCGAGGAAGAAGCAGAAGACUCAACAGCUCGGCCUGACCAGGACUCCCCUGAUGACGCUGUCUGGCCACAAUGAGGCAGUGUCCUCCGUCCUCUGGUCUGACAGUGAGGAGGUUUGCAGUGCAUCCUGGGAUCACACCGUCCGUGUGUGGGAUGUGGAGACUGGAGGACUGAAGACAACAUUGGUGAGACGCGCU